Molecule: messenger RNA, 2045 nt
Organism: Cynara cardunculus var. scolymus (artichoke)
Lineage: Eukaryota; Viridiplantae; Streptophyta; Magnoliopsida; Asterales; Asteraceae
Product: threonine dehydratase biosynthetic, chloroplastic-like
Exons: 9
Coding region: 68-1873 (601 amino acids)
Biological process (GO): L-threonine catabolic process
Molecular function (GO): threonine deaminase activity; pyridoxal phosphate binding
Source: RefSeq, a predicted model, not a curated record
AAAUCCAGCCUCCGACGUCCUUUCCACCGUCAACAUCCUCCGCGUUCCACCAUCGUUCAGAGCUGAAAUGGAGGCCCUGUGUUUCACUCCUUGCGUCAAAAUCCCUAACAAUGGCGUCAUAUUACACAAUGUCAACACGACGAGGAGGAGGAAACCUUCCGUUUCCGCCACCAUGUCCAAAUCAAAGGCGGAGAUGGACUUGCUGUCCGCGACGGAGGCCAACGCAAUGGCUGCGGUGUUGCGGAACCGAGAACAACUACCAGCAGUGCUUCGAGUGUCUCCGUCUUCAUUGCAGUAUGAAUCAGGCCAGUUGGGCGCUGUGCCGGACCAUAAGGUGGAGGAAGGCCAUGGUAUUUUGAGUGAGAUGGAGUAUUUGACGAAUAUAUUGUCGUCGAAUCGAGUUUAUGACGUAGCAAUUGAAUCGCCGUUGUCUCUCGCGUCCAAGCUUUCGGAGAGGUUGGGUGUGAAUAUGUGGCUUAAAAGAGAAGAUCUUCAGCCUGUUUUCUCGUUCAAGCUUCGUGGAGCAUAUAAUAUGAUGGCAAAACUCCCGAAGGAACAACUGGCACAAGGUGUUAUCUGCUCGUCUGCUGGCAAUCAUGCUCAAGGGGUUGCAUUAGCAGCCAAGACACUGGGCUGCGAUGCAGUGAUUGUCAUGCCAGUUACCACACCCCAGAUCAAGUGGGAGUCAGUUAAGAGGUUAGGUGCAACAGUUGUCCUUGAAGGUGAUUCCUAUGAUGAAGCGCAAUCAUAUGCCAAAAGAAGAGGUGAAAUGGAGAAACGAACCUUCAUUCCUCCUUUUGAUCACCCAGAUAUCAUAAUGGGCCAGGGAACUGUUGGAACGGAAAUCGUGCGCCAAAUGCAAGGUCCACUCCAUGCCAUAUUUGUGCCUGUGGGGGGUGGCGGCUUGAUAGCUGGCAUUGCUGCUUAUGUGAAGAGGGUUUCACCAGAGGUACGGAUCAUCGGUGUGGAGCCUGCUGAUGCUAAUGCAAUGGCUUUGUCAUUGCAUCAUGGUCAAAGAGUAAUGCUUGAUCAAGUGGGAGGCUUUGCAGAUGGUGUUGCUGUUAAGGAGGUUGGUUCGGAAACUUUCCGUUUAUGUAGGGAAUUGAUAGAUGGAGUAGUUCUUGUCAGCCGUGAUGCUAUCUGUGCAUCCAUAAAAGACAUGUUUGAGGAGAAAAGGAGCAUUCUGGAACCAGCAGGUGCCCUUUCGCUUGCUGGGGCUGAAGCAUACUGCAAGUUCUAUAACCUUAAGGAUGUAAAUGUUGUAGCAAUAACUAGUGGAGCCAACAUGAACUUUGAUAGAUUGAGAUUGGUAACAGAGCUUGCAAAUGUCGGUAGGCAGCGAGAGGCUGUGCUUGCAACUUUCAUGCCAGAGGAACCUGGAAGCUUUAAGCAGUUUUGUGAACUGAUUGGGUCAAUGAAUAUCACCGAGUUCAAGUAUAGAUAUGACUCUCAAGAAAAACAAGCUCUAGUCCUGUACAGCGUUGGUCUUCAUACAAAGUUUGAACUCCAAGCAAUGGUGGAGAGAAUGGAGUCAUAUCAACUAAAAACUAUAGAAUUUACAAACAAUGACAUGGUUAAAGAUCAUUUACGGCAUCUGAUGGGUGGUCGAACUAACGUUGAAAACGAGCUUCUUUGUCGGUUUGUAUUUCCGGAAAGACCAGGGACUUUGAUGAAAUUCUUGCACGCUCUGAGUCCACGUUGGAAUAUUAGUUUGUUUCAUUAUCGUGCACAGGGAGAAGCUGGUGCAAAUGUUUUAGUCGGUAUUCAAAUUCCGUCAACCGAAUACUGUGAGUUCCGGGAGCGUGCCAACGAUCUUGGAUACGAGUAUGAAAUGGAAACGGAUAAUGAAGCAUUCCAGCUUCUAAUGCGUUGAAGGCAGUGACCAGAGCUCGAAUGAAUUUUGACUUCAUGUUUCCACCCAAAACAUCUUGUUGUAGUGGUAGGUAAAUUUUAGGUAAUACGUGUUGUUUCUGUGUGUAAUUGUCUUACUGUUUUAUGAGCUUUCUUGUGGACCGUAUUUAUAAUCCUAAUCGUUUGUCCACAAA